AGAAAAAAAUAUCAACCCUUUCUUCUACUUUUGAAAGUUGACAUAUUCUCCUCCUAUAAGUACACAUCUCCUAAACACAUUUCAAUGUAAUUAACCAUGCUUGCCUUGGCUGAUCUGCAAGGUAACUAUAACAUGUCAUCUCAAAUAAGCUUCCAUUCCAUCAAAAAGCCAUCAGAUUUCACAUUUUGUGACAUCCCAAAAAGAAAAUAUCAUAAAGAACAAGAUGAAAAUGAAAACCAUGAAAACCCUUUAGGGUUUUCACCACUACUUUGGUCCAAAAACCCUCCUUCAAACUGCACAGGUUCAUCAUCUGCCACAAAUACCAUGGCUAAAGGAAGGAAAGAGCUAAUGGAAAUGAUCAACGACUUGCCCGAAUCAUGUUUGGAGUUGUCACUAAAAGAUAUGGUUGCAGAAGACGCCGAUGAUUCAGGGUAUGCGAUAGAAGAUAAGGUUGAUGUGAAGCCCAAGGUGAAGGGAAAGAAGAAAGGUGCAAAAAGAAGACCGAUUUCGAGGAGUGUGAGUCUUGACACCGGAGUUUUUCUUCUCAAGAUGUUUGUCCCAAGCUCUUUUGGCUCGAAAAAACAAAGGGUUUCUCGAAGUAACUCAAUAGAUGGUUUGAAUAAACACGACGUUGAUGUGAAACAAUGGAAGACUCGGUUUAUCCAAAACAAAAAUAACAUCAGUAGCAGAUCAUAUAACAAUGAUAGAUGUUGUAAUACUGCCACUAAAAACAGGUAUGAAGAAGGGAGUUUGAAGCCUGGAUGUUGGUUUAAAUUAACAAACCAAAAAUGGUGCAUCUUCUUCUGAUUGGGAAGGAAUAACCACAAAUCAUAUGGUUCAUGUUUUAUUAGACUUUUUCUUGAUUUUUAGAAAGGUAAGAUAGAUAAUGCAUUAGCAUUUUGUUUUAA
Molecule: messenger RNA, 908 nt
Organism: Helianthus annuus (common sunflower)
Lineage: Eukaryota; Viridiplantae; Streptophyta; Magnoliopsida; Asterales; Asteraceae
Exons: 2
Coding region: 97-807 (236 amino acids)
Source: RefSeq, a predicted model, not a curated record